Messenger RNA from Symbiodinium necroappetens, 5370 nucleotides. The record is from the annotation of a GenBank genome assembly. Lineage: Eukaryota; Dinophyceae; Suessiales; Symbiodiniaceae.
AUGGACGUCGACGAUUUGGACUCGUUGGGGUCGAAUUCCAACAAAGGCUCGCAGGCCUCCGUGGCAUCAGAUGACGGAGAGCCUGCCCCGGCUCCACCUGCUCCUUUGCUGAGCCCAUCUGCCCACAACUAUGCCCGUGUCAAGCAGGAGCGCUUGCGAAUGGGUGAGGUGGACAGCUUCCGAGGCAUCAACAGCGCAGACAUUUCGCAAGAACAAGCGCAGCAGAGCAUCGACUCGCGGUUCCGCAGCAAGGUCGAGGCGGUGCUAAAGCGCCUCCUGGCUUUUGCACGCUCGCCAGGCGAGCUGGCGACCUUUUUAGCCACGGAGCUGCACGCCACCAAAGUGAAGUGUGGCUACGCGCUGUGCCUCAUCGGUGAGCCGGCCGAUUCGAUGAUCGUGCUCGUGGACGGCUAUGCGCAAGUUCAUGCCAAGGAGAUUGGUGCAGUCGGAGUCCUCGGGCCGGGUGCCUCAUUCGGUGAGGCUGCGCUCAUGGGGCUUCUGCACGUUCGCACGGCGACGGUGCAAGCACUCCAGGAUUGCAUGGUGGUGGAGCUUCGACAAGAGGUGCUGGAGAGGGCCAAGUUUCGGCGGGUGAAGGAGUCACUGCUGCUUUUGGCAUAUGAGAGAUGCCAGCAAUCGCAGCAGUGCGUGCCAAUGGGCGCCCUACCCCUUGGCAUUUCGCCACAAGAUCCCUGUGCUGCGAUCGUGGCACUGCAUGCAGAGCGCAUGGACAUACCUCCAGGUGAGGCGUGGCUGCCAAUGCCGGACUCGCACCCCGCUGGGCCCCACUUUGGCGUCCUCGUGGCUGGUUUUGCCCACAUAGAGGUGGGUGGACGGCGAGUAUCGCGGUUGAAGGCAGGCAGCUUUGUACCAGAAGGCGUUUUGGCCGACAGUGGUGCGAUCAUUCGGGCAGCCUCCAACUGCUUGGCAUACCGAGUUCCGCAGUAUGAUCUGCUCCUGGCGGUGGGCUCGCGGCCGGAUUGUCGGGAUUGGUAUGACAAGUGCCGGGAGCAUGAGCGACAGGCACGUGAGGCGCUGGGGCAGCGCCUGCGCACUGCUUUCAAGGCGACAGCCUUGUCACCGACUCGCCCAGCCACGAGCCCCUGCAGCCUGCAAGCCAAAGCGGCUCCGAAGUGCGUGCUCAAGGCACCUCCAGUUUUCCCGGUUGAGGACAACCGUCGAAGGAUUCCCCAGCGCCGGAAGAAGGGCAGCAGAGCUUUCGAGCAUCAGAAGGCGAUGGAGAAGUCAAGCCAAGUUCCUCUGAAGUGCAGCUCUACCACGCGGCUCGACCGCAGCCGAAGUUAUGGCUGCCCACUCUCGCAGAGUGUGCAGGAAGCCAAAGACCUCCCGCUCCCAGCAGCACCGGUGCUGCAAGCGCCCCCACCCAACUCGGUGGAGUGGGAGGUCCAAGACAUUGGCCCGGGCUCCGACGAAGGCGAAGGAGGCGAUCAUUCUGAUCUUCCAGUUCGGCCAGCGCUGCCACUGAAGCAGCUGCCCACUGCACAGUACGCCGAUGGUUCCUCAGAGGAUCUGCCACUUCUGCCGCCGCUGCCACCUCCGGCACCAGUUCAGCAAGCACCGAGCCAGGUGCUCCCUGCGCAUGGUUCCCUUGCCGGACCUGAGGAUGGUGCCGGCACCCAAGCGUUGCAGCUGCCUCCACCGGCACCUCUCAAACCGGCACCGGCGGCACGGCAACGGGAGAGCUCUCCCGAGUCGGAAGCAGGUGGUCAAGAGCUCCCAUUGCCACCCCCGGCUCCGGUGAAGCAGGCGCCACUUCAAACGCAGGUGCACUCGGACCCCGACUUGGAGGAAGGCAUCGAAGUCCUGGAACUGCCGCCCCCGGCGCCACUGAAGCCCGCGCCGUCGGCGCAGCUGCCUGGCGAUGGUGGGCUGAAGGAUCUGCCCUUGCCGGGGCCUGCACCUGUGCGACCAGCUCCUUCACAAGCUUGGGUUGAGUCUGGAGACGGUUGCAGGCCGCGGGUGACCCAAGGCCGCCCGGUCGUCCCACCGCUGCCGCUGGCGAAGGAGGCGCCUGUCGAAGAGGAAGCGCCGGAACCCGAACUGGACGACCGGCCUAUAGCUGUCGAGGACAUUCGGUUUUGGACGGUGGAGCGCUACCAGAUGCACCGCAAGAAGCGGAAGUUCAUGCGGGCCUGCAGUUGUGAGCACUUCGAGGAACAGAAUCUCCGGCUGGUGCUGUUCGCUGCUGUCCUGAUAAUGCUGGGCGUGAUUGCGAUUGGUGCUCGCGACCUGAUUCGUGACCGACUUGUCAACGAGGCUGUCAUGGUGAUGGGCAUCGUCUUCAUCGUGCUAGUGGCAAUCAGUGUCAAAUGUGCCUCGGUGCUGCAGCCGUCUCAGUGGCUCUUAAAGAUGUGGCAUUUGAGAGACAGUCCUUCGAGAAGGCGAAGGCGGGAAGCCGCUUGGUGCCUGGUGCCAGCGGCACUGCUCACGCUACUCGUUUGUUGCACGGAGGUGUUCGUCUUCCCCAGAGGCAUCGAGCGUGCUGGCAGAGGCAGCUCUCGGCUCCCACGACGGGCUGAUCUCCUGCCGGGGGAGAUCCCAACUGGCGAUGAACUGCUGGAGGCUGCAGAAAACGCUCGAGAGCAGGAGGUGAUCAGCCAGGUCCUGCCGAAGCUUCCGGCCUGGCUGGAUCCCAUUGUGGGUAACCUCCUGCUUGUCAUGCCUGUGGUGGUGAUUGGCAGCUGGGUUGCCUUCUCUGUCUGGGCCUACAAGGAAGGUCAGAAGCAGAAAGAGGCAGAUGAAAAGCGGAAGCUACGAAAGGCCAUCAAGCCCCGACGCACAGACACCACAUUGAUUCGUAGCGCUGCCUGCGUAAUGUCUGCGACACUGCCCAUGGACUUGCCCUGCUGCUGCCUGCUACCUUUGCAGGGGAGCUGGGUAGAGUACUUGGUCAUCGAGAAAUUGAAGGAUCAUCACUGGCUUUGCGUUGACGUCGACUGGUGUUUCAAAGAGCUGGGCUACAUUGAGUCAGCAGCUGCGCAAGCCUUUGGACAUCAGAAGUGCCGUUUCGGAAAGCUCGAUGAUGCCCAGCGCUUCAGUGACAGCGACUUGCAGUCGGACCAGAUCCUCUGCUUCUUCCUGCGGACCACUGCAAAGGGAGAGCCGCUCCCCAGCCUGCGGGAAGGUGAAUGGCUCGAGUCGAGUCCUUUCGAUUUCCAGGGCCAGAGCUUGCAACCCGAGUAUCCUCGGGGCGAAGGGCGCGGACUACUGCAUCCGACGCACCUCGAGGCUCUCCGAAAGAUUGCAUGCGAGCUGCGGCCAUGUAUACGCAGCCCCCAGGACUUUCUGCAGGAGAGCUUGCAGCUCUGGGUGCGUCUGGUGUCGUUGCUGUCGAUAGAUUCAUCCCCCAGAAACGACGGGCGAAAGGCCAGGGCAAACGGCAAGCGUAGCAAAGGUGGCAAGGGAGGCAAGAGCCAAGCGAGAGGGGUUAAGGGCGGCGCUGCCAUGGCUCUCGCCGACUCGGAGGACUCUGAGGAACCGUCUGACACGCAGGAUCGCUAUGAGGAUCCGAAAGGGAGGGAAGGCUUUGAGAAAGUGUUGCGGUGCUGCUGGAAUCUCCUGCGCCCUGAUGCUCAGAAGCACUUCCUGCGCGAGGCAAACAACUUUGUGGCCAGCAGUCUUCAGAAAAGCCUGGAAACGGACCUCAAAGAGGACCCGGAACGGAGUGUGGAGGACAGGCUGAGUGACAAGCUGACACAGCUUGCGGCUGGCAUCCGGGAGGGUCAGAGGGCACAGUGUGGAGAUCACCUGCAUGGUUCGCUGUUGAUCCUCGUGAACUAUGAGAACAGUGUCCUGAUGUCUCCUGGGACUUUCAAACCCGGGCAGGAUGGAACGCACAAGAACGUUGAGAGAAUCGCCCACUUCUUCUAUCAUCGCUCUGCCGUUAAGUUCUUCUCGACCGUCCCGGUGCCUUCCGUAGGGCAAUGUCAAGCCCUGCAUCGCUGGAAGGAUGCGCUCGGAUCACUCGGGCCGCAGAGCGCAAGUUCGAGUGAGGUCCACAACAUGUCGAGCUCGACAACGUCGACAGACAUGAGCGGACUGUUCAUGCUGUCGGGCACUUUGCUGUGUUUCGUGGCUGGCUUCCUCCUUGAAGAUUGGACUGACUUUGCAAGAUUGGCUCCGUGCUGCCGUCGUUUGUGCAGCACUGCUUGGAACGGAGAGAGCUGGAAGGCAGUGCCAGUCUUGGGUCGGGAGUCACUUGAUGCGCAGAAGGAGAAGAUGUGGCGAGGCCAUUUUGGGAAACCAGGGCCUCUCCUGGAUGGACAGAACUGCCUGAGUCGAAGAGUCGUCGGCUUACUUCUACUGGCACUGCGAACAUUUUCUGCGCGGCCGAUGUAUUUGGAUCGUGAGAUCCACAGCCCAGAAAGUGCUCGGCUGCGGAGCUUGGUGAUCAGCUUUGACCUGCCCGGGCUGCGGCCUCGUUUGGAUUUCAGUCGAGAGCGACAGGACCUAUCUGGCAUGCAUCCAAGGCGGGAGGAGCUGGAAACCGUGAGCACUGGGCCCACCAGCAAUGCACUCUCGCAACAGCUCCUGAUGCCCCGCACCCUGGGCUUCGGGCUUUGCUCGAGAUUUCAGGGCAUCUACGCAGAGCUAGAGCUUCGCUUCGAUCGCCAGGACCUAGAAGCCUACAAGAUCUUGAGUAUGGCUCUAAUCAGCUCAAAAAGUGGUGGCAUCCCAGUCAGCAUCAUCAACACCCUUCAUGACGACCUCUUCGCCUGGAAGCUCAUGCUGGUGGGCAAGGGGCCACUGUUGGAGGAGAACUCUCCGACCGAGCAAGGCCGUCCGAUGUUCGAGCCAGGGGCCUACUUCCAGUUGAGUGGCGGUGGGCCACACGCUGAGAUCCGACUUCCUUGGGAGCCUCGGCAGUUGCAAAGCGGCGAUCGUCUGGGCUUCCUGGCCGUGGAGGAGUCUGGGCCUGGGAGUGGACAUGGCGAGCUCGAGAUCGACAUGCUGUCCUCCGGCCUGGCACUGGUGCACAACGGCGAGAUUGUCGCGGCCAAGUGGGUGCCGCCCCUUCGGGCUGGCAGGUCUGGAAAGCCGCUCCUGAGUGUGAAUGAACCGAUCUAUGGCGAGGGGAUGGCAGGAAUGCAGCUCUUGGUGGAGCAGUACUUCGGGGCCCGAGGAGGAGAUGCUUCCUUACACUUGAAUGCGGCAGCCCCCUCCCUCGAGUCUUUCUUUAAGAUGGCCGGUUCGGGGCCCAACACGGGGAUCGGGAUCCUGCCUCUGGCUGCUGAGGAGGAGAAGCGGUUGAAGCGCAAGAAGCGCAGACCUACGGCGUUCCAGGAAGCCUUGCAGCUGGAGAAGGAAGUGGCCGAAGCUGCCGACAGGUCCAUAGUGAUGGAGUCAUGA